CGGAGCUGUCAAACCGCCUCCGACGGGCACCCCGCUCGAACGCACCUAUAUUGCCCGAUCGCGAUCGUAGUCUUGUGUUCUUUCGUGUGUUUAUAAACCUCGUAUGACGUAUUAAGGAGAUGAACGGCAGUGCAGCGACGGUGAAUGGUACCGUCAAUGGUACCAACGGUUCUCUUAAUGGUAUUGGAUCUGCUCCACGUACAGCUACACUUGGAACUCCAAGCAGUUAUGCAUACACAUCCAGCGGCUCCUUACUUGGUAGAGGAGGGUCGGCAAGGCCAGUGCCGCCACCGACGUUGCCCAAAUACAGUGGAUCGUUUAGCGCUGGUAGUGUCAGUUCUGCCGGAUUGAGGGAAAGGGAUAGGGAAGGAACCGGUGGUUCUCACAGAUUAGCAAGUUUAGAAAGAUUAGCGCUUCGACAGAGGAUUAUUGAACAAAGUUCAAAUAACCAGAUAGUUACUGGUGCGCUCAAUAAUUCCACUACCAGUACUGGGCCCACCUCAGCUACAGUCACCCUCACCGAUACAGCUACAUUACAAAGUAAACGCGAGCUGUUCUUCAAGUCUGAAUCAGUAAGUAGCGGCGGGGUGAGCGCAACAGGGCUGCCAAACGCUACGCCGCCCGCUCCGCCGCUAGCGCCCUCUUCCCUUAAGGAGGCGCUCGCGAAACGCUCGGCGACUCUCCCGGAGCCUCAAGAGAACAACCACGUAGAGGCGAAUGGUACAGCGAAGUUGAUUAGUAGCGCAUCAGUUGACAUAAAACCCAACCCGCCACAGAUGCCCGCUCCGCCGGUACCAACAUCAGCUCCGCCUGCUGCGCCACUCAGGAGUACAGAGAAUAUAAUUAAGAAGCCAGAUCACCCACCUGUAGCCCCAAAACCAGAACUACCUAAAAUAGAAAAACCCAAAACCAAAGAACUUGAUGGUUACGUCGGCUUUGCAAAUCUCCCAAACCAAGUAUACAGGAAAGCUGUCAAAAAGGGUUUCGAAUUCACUUUAAUGGUUGUCGGUGAAACCGGUUUGGGAAAGUCUACAUUAAUAAACUCGUUGUUUCUGACCGAUGUUUACGAUAAGGACAAGCACCCUGGUCCAUCGCUUCGGGUUAAGAAGACAGUUGGUGUUGAGACCAGUGUUGUACUGCUAAAGGAAAAUGGCGUUAAUCUAACAUUGACGAUCGUUGAUACGCCAGGAUUUGGGGACGCAGUGGAUAAUAGUAACUGCUGGCAACCGAUCAUCGACUUCGUGGAAUCGAAAUACGAAGAGUUUCUCAACGCGGAGUCGCGCGUGACCCGUCAAGCGGCGCCACCUGACACGCGAGUCCAUUGCUGCCUCUACUUUAUCGCGCCGAGCGGACAUGGGUUGAAACCCCUCGAUGUAGAGUUCAUGCAGCGGCUCGGCGAUAAAGUCAAUAUAAUACCAGUUAUUGCUAAAGCGGAUACCAUGACGCCAGAGGAGUGCAUGGAAUUUAAAGAGCAGAUAAUGAAAGAAAUAAAUCAGCACAAGAUCAAAAUCUAUGACUUUCCGGAGAGUACGGGUGAGGAGGGCGAAGGAGACGCAACUAAGACGCUUCGGAACAGAGUGCCUUUCGCGGUCGUCGGGGCCAACACGGUCAUUGAACAGGAUGGAAAACGUAUUCGGGGCCGGAAGUACCCUUGGGGUAUUGCGGAGGUUGAAAAUCUCGAGCACUGCGAUUUCUUGGCGCUACGGAACAUGGUAAUAAGGACGCAUCUCCAGGACUUGAAAGACGUUACCAGCUCAGUCCACUAUGAAAAUUAUAGAUGUCGCAAGUUGGCUGGUCUUUCACACGACGGCAAACCGCACAGGAUCAAUUCUAAUAAGAAUCCGUUAGCUCAGAUGGAGGAAGAAAAGAGGGAGCACGAUCAGAAAAUGAAGAAAAUGGAAAGUGAAAUGGAACAGGUGUUUGAGUCCAAAGUCCGCGAGAAGCGUGCAAAGCUGAAAGAGUCUGAGGCUGAAUUGGCUAGACGACACGAAGCCACACGACGCGCCUUGGAGGCCCAAGCACGGGAGUUGGAAGACCGGCAGAGGGCCCUUCAAGCGGAACAAUCUGCCUGGGAGAGGGAGACCGGCCUCUCGCUUGACGAUCUGCGACGCCGAUCGCUGGAGGCCAAUAGCAAAGAAACAAUGGACGGCAAGGAAAAGAAGGAUAAGAAAAAGAAAGAUUGGUCAUUUAAGAAUGUCACGAGCGGUAUAGCACUGUAAUCGAGCGAUCUAGUAUUAAAAUUAUAUUAAGAACAACGAUUGUAAGACUAUUGAAUUAUUGACCAUUAUUCCAUGACAAAGCAUUUACUUGUAAAGGCCUAAUUUACUUUUUGUAUCGAAAUUUUGUAACUUUUUGAGCACAAUUUAUUUCGAAUACGUCCGCGGAGAUGCCAAAGUAGUGUAGGAAUUAAUUAACAUCUUUUGUAAAUAGGGGUCUGUCUUACGGUUAUUCGUAAAUUAAUCGACUCUUAAAAUUAAAUAAUUCAACCCCAAUCUGCAUUAUCUUUGCGUAGUUUAAACGCUAGUGUCUUAAUAAUUCAAAAUUUGUUUAUCUAGAAAAUUCACGUUUAGAUUCACCUCUUACUUAUAACCAUACACUGUUUAUUAUAAGUAAGAGGGUAUUUUAGGAAACACGAUUCUAAAUUUUAAUGAAUUUAGAUAUUUUUUUAUAACUAAAUGCUUGAAAUUGUGUGGAGUGGCACGACGUUAUACAUGUGCUUAGUGAUAUUUAAUGCUCAUAGGUCAGUUGUGAAAUAGAUCUAGCAUUAGCUAGGACUAGUAACUUUAUCAUAGGCGCGUGCGCAGAUUGCUUCAUACACAUUGGAAUUACGUAUUUAACUGUUUAUGAAGUGAUUAGUUGGUCAUGCCUUCAUUUAUUCCUAUAAACCAGAUUACUCUACGCUGUUGUGAACGUUAUGUUAUUCCAUAUUAGCCUCUUAGUCUUUGUAAAUAUUUUCGUUUAAUCAUAACAUGACAAAGAUAUAUUAAAGUUAUGAAAUGCAUAAUCUUUAUUUGAUAUGUAUUCUCACAGUAUUUACUUCCGAGUUGAAUUAGCGUAGUUGUAAGUGUAAUGCUUUUUUUUUUUCAACCCGAUCUAAAGUGCGUAGUCAUUACGAGGAAUGUAUGAUGAGCGACGUUCGAACGAUGUAAUAUAUUGUACCUUUGAAAAUAUAAAUAAAUACGUAAUAUAUAGGAA
Molecule: messenger RNA, 3195 nt
Organism: Pieris rapae (cabbage white)
Lineage: Eukaryota; Metazoa; Arthropoda; Insecta; Lepidoptera; Pieridae
Gene: pnut
Product: septin-7
Exons: 11
Coding region: 120-2219 (699 amino acids)
Biological process (GO): cytoskeleton-dependent cytokinesis; cilium assembly
Cellular component (GO): microtubule cytoskeleton; cell division site; septin complex
Molecular function (GO): GTPase activity; molecular adaptor activity; GTP binding
Source: RefSeq, a predicted model, not a curated record